Messenger RNA from Ramularia collo-cygni, 2997 nucleotides. Its product is annotated as related to beta-glucosidase 2 precursor. Gene Ontology annotation, molecular function: beta-glucosidase activity. The record is from RefSeq and is a predicted model, not a curated record. Bases 1 to 2997 code for a protein of 998 amino acids. Lineage: Eukaryota; Fungi; Ascomycota; Dothideomycetes; Mycosphaerellales; Mycosphaerellaceae. The transcript has a single exon. Gene Ontology annotation, biological process: glucan catabolic process.
AUGCCGCUCAAGGCGCCCGAAGCAUAUGAGCUCGAUCGCUCCGACAACAGCCCAUUCCUCGACCCCGACGAAGACGAAGGCUCCGACGUCUCCGACAUUGACGAGUUUGACCCCCUCAAAAACUCCCGCCGACGCUACACGGAUGAUGCAUCACAACCACUGCGCAGCAUCUUCGAUAGCGAGAAGAAUGUGUCGUUUGUGCAGCAGCCGUUGGUUUGGUUGGACGAUCGGCGGAGACGGGGUAGUUGGCAGCGGUGGUUGAUUCCGAGCCGGUUUUGCUGCUUGUUGGGAGUGUUGUUUGUGACUACGCUUUUGUUGCUGCUGAGUGCGGGUGGGCUUUGGGUCUAUAGGAUUGGCGGCGUGCCUGAUGAUGGGGAGUCCGAGGCGUGGUAUCCCAGUCCGAAUGGCGGGACGGUCGAUGCGUGGAGGGAUGGUUAUGUCAAGGCCGCGGAGAUGGUGGGGCGGAUGACGUUGAUUGAAAAGGUCAAUGUUACGACGGGAACGGGAUGGUCGAUGGGAAUGUGCGUGGGUAAUACGGCUCCUGUCAAUCGGGUGGGUUUCCCGAGUUUGUGCCUACAGGAUGGACCUCUUGGCUUGCGGUUCGUGGAUAAUGCUACGGCUUGGCCGGCGGGGAUCACGGUCGGAGCUACGUGGAACAAGGAAUUGAUGUAUCAACGUGGUCRAGCGCAUGGGUUUGAGGCGAAGAUGAAGGGCAUCAAUGUCAUUUUGGGUCCGUCCAUGGGAGGGUUGGGAAGACUGCCUGCUGGUGGGCGGAACUGGGAGGGCUUUGGCGCUGAUCCUGUCCUUCAAGCUGUUGGAGCUUCACAAACCAUUCGCGGAAUCCAAGAUACGGGUGUUAUCGCCACUGCAAAACACUUUGUUGGCAACGAGCAAGAACACUUUCGCCAGGCAAGAGAAUGGGGCAUUCCAAACGCGAUAUCGUCGAAUAUCGAUGACAGGACYCUACACGAGGUCUACGCCUGGCCAUUUGCAGAGUCAAUUCGCGCUGGAGUCGCGAGUGUCAUGUGUUCAUACAACCAGGUCAACAACAGUUAUGCCUGCCAGAACAGCAAGCUCAUGAACGGGAUGCUAAAGGAUGAGCUCGGCUUCCAAGGAUUUAUUCAGAGCGACUGGCUGGCUCAGCGAUCUGGUGUUGCUUCUGCUAUUGCCGGUCUGGACAUGUCGAUGCCAGGCGAUGGUCUCGGAUGGCAGGACGGCGAUUCCCUCUGGGGUGGCCAACUUACCAAGUCUGUGUUGAACGGCUCCGUGCCGAUGGAGCGACUGAAUGACAUGGUUUUGAGAGUCGUGGCUGCAUGGUACCAGCUCGGGCAAGAUGAUGCGACUCACUGGCCCAAUGGCACUUCGAGCAGCUCCGCAACAUUCAGCAGCUGGACUGAUGACAAAGUCGGCAAAAUCUUCCAGGGCGCAUCGAACAGCAACGACACCGCCGUUGUAAAUCAGUUCGUUGAGGUUCGUAACACGACAGAAGGCGGAGACCACGACAUAUUGGCUCGUAAGAUUGCAGCCGAAGGUAUUGUAAUGGUCAAGAACGAUGACAAUGUUCUGCCGCUUGCUCGGAAUGGAUCUGGCGUUCACUCCACACGAUAUGGAAAGUCUCUGGGUGACAAGGUCAAAGUCGCCAUCUUUGGCGAAGAUGCUUUUGCGAACCCACGCGGCCCCAACGCUUGUGUCGACCGUGGUUGCAAUGAGUAUACAUUGGCGGUAGGCUGGGGCUCAGGUGCUUCCGAUUUCCCACAUCUCAUCGCCCCCUUCGACGCUCUCAACGCCACUUUCAAUCACAGCAGCUGGGAUGUCACACCUUUCAAUCAUCAGGGAGCCAAGCAUGCAGGCGAGCUUGCCGAAGAGCAGGACCUAUGCAUUGUAUUCAUSAAUUCUGAUGCAGGUGAAGGUUUCUUGAGUUGGGGUCAUCUCCGGGGAGACCGCAAUGAUCUAUAUUCCCAGAAGCAGGGCGAUACGCUUGUGGUCGAGGUAGCGAACAGGUGCGGAAAUUCGCACAAUACGCACGGGUCUGCUGCCAAUACGAUCGUCGUCUUCCACACCGUCGGUCCGGUGGUGGUCGAAAAGUGGAUUGAUAUGCCGGGAAUCAAGAGUGUACUCAUUGCCCAUCUUCCAGGGCAGGAGUCAGGAUAUGCACUCGCAGAUGUUAUGUUCGGCGAUGUCAAUCCAUCUGGCAAGCUUCCUUAUACGAUUGUAAAGGAUGAGGAUGACUUUGGACCGGACAGUAAGAUUUUGACCUUCCCACACCAGCUCGUUCCGCAGCAAAACUUCACCGAAGGUCUUUAUAUCGACUACCGAUAUCUCGAUAAGCAUAACAUCACCCCUCGAUAUGCAUUCGGUCAUGGGUUGAGCUACACAAAUUUCCAAUUAUCGUCUGUUGUGGCUCAAAGUCUGGACAUUCAAGGCGAACUCCCAGCUCCCCGACCAGAGCCGUCCGCAAAAUCACCGACACUCGACACGACGAUCCCUGACGCGGCAUCUGCAGUCUGGCCUGAAGGUUUCAAGAAGUUGAAGAAGUUCAUCUAUCCUUACAUUGACUCGGCUUCUGAUGGCAAACCCAAAGGCCCACCCCAACUUCCCUACGAUCCCGCAAAUCCCCACGCCCUUUCCCCAGCCGGUGGCGCUCAGGGCGGUAAUCCAGAUCUUUACACCCCCGCCGUGGCCGUCAAAGCCUCUCUCUCGAAUGUGGGAAGCUUGACGGGUAAAGCAGUGGUGCAAUUGUACCUGAGUUACCCACCGGAAGUCAAGGAUGCGGAUGGUGAGAUUGUCGACAUGCCAAUCAAGGUCCUUCGCGGGUUUGAAAAGUAUGAAGUCGAAGUCGGACAGGAUCAAAUCCUGGACUUUGAACUGACGAGGAAGGAUUUGAGUUAUUGGGAUGUGAAGCGACAGAACUGGGUGCUGCCAAAGGGAGAAUUCACUGUUGCAUUGGGCUUCAGCUCGGCGGAAAUGGCUGGCCAGGCGACGGUUACGGUGUUGUAG